Messenger RNA from Pangasianodon hypophthalmus (striped catfish), 6381 nucleotides. RefSeq names its product low density lipoprotein receptor-related protein 3 (gene lrp3). Gene Ontology annotation, cellular component: plasma membrane. The record is from RefSeq and is a predicted model, not a curated record. The transcript has 8 exons. Lineage: Eukaryota; Metazoa; Chordata; Actinopteri; Siluriformes; Pangasiidae. The coding region runs from base 669 to 3119 and encodes 816 amino acids. Gene Ontology annotation, molecular function: protein binding.
UCCAGUCGGAGAGGCUUCUUUAAACGGGAUGGAAAACCGUGCAAACAGCCUGACCGUGUUUUCAGGAACGAAUCGGGAAACAAUGAAGCGUUUCAUGCAGGUGACACAGCUGAGCGUUUUUGUUCAACUGCAGAAGAGCUGAGAGAGAAAGCAGAGCUCAGACAUGCAGCUCUGCAAGCAGCCAGGGACUGACUGGUCAGGGCUUUUUGUCUGCGCUUUCCUUUCCUUUCCUUUCCUUUCAUGCAGUAAUCACUGCAGAGUAUCAGCUUCUUUCCUUCAUGCACUGGAGUCUUUAUUUGUCUGAAAAUGUCCUGGUCUUAGUUCACAAUUAGUGCAGAGAGACAGGAGAGACUGAGAGCAAUGGCUUGCAUCAGUGGAACGCUGCUGCGCUCGCGCUGAUGGGCAACAAAAACGCAGAUGAAGGUGAACAAGAAGAAAAAGAGGAGAUGAUCAUUUCAUUCCCAGGUGAAGUGAAGUCUGGAAUAAACAUGGACUUUUUUUCUCCGACUCAGUGUUACAGCUGCUCUUACUUUGUGUCCUUGAGUCCUCUCGCGAAUGGAGGUGUCAAAUAAACAGAUCUGGCUUUUCUAAUCCAAUUGACAAACACAGCGCCAGAUGUGGAAGGAAACAUCUGCAAUGUGAUCCAAGGAGUCACCUGCGCUUCCCACAUGAUGCUGAAGGUCGGAGGGAUGAAGCUUUUCUUAAUGAAGGGCUUGUUAUUCCUGCGCUGGGCAUGGCUUUGUUUGGCUGCCUGUGGUGGGAAGGUGGAGCUGCACACAGAGAGAAGAGGAGUGAUAUACAGUCCAUCCUGGCCUCUAAACUAUCCUGCUGGAGUCAAUUGCUCCUGGAACAUCCAGGGGAACCGCGGUGAGGUCAUCACUAUAAGCUUCCACAGUUUUGACGUGGAGGAGUCGGGGGGAUGUCGGGGAGACUGGCUGCUGCUCGGCCCCACGUGGAAAGACGAGUAUCGCGUAUGCGGCUCGACUCUGCCUCCUCCAUUCAUCUCCUCCAGAGGUGCGGUGUGGCUCCACUUUCACUCGCAGGCCAACAGCUCGGGACAGGCGCAAGGCUUCCGGCUCUCCUAUAUACGCAGUCGUCUGGGAGAGAGCAGCUGUGAGAGUGAUGAGUAUCUAUGUGGUAAUGGGAAGUGCGUGCCGCGCUCCUGGCGCUGUAACGGUCUGGAUGAAUGCGGAGACAACACGGAUGAGAGGAACUGCAUUGGGCCUCCCACGCCCGCGCGGGCCAGCCUGUGCGCCCCGGGUACACUGGAGUGCAGCCUCGCCCAGUCGACCCACUGCCUGCCCUCAGCGCUGCGCUGUAACGGCGUGCACGACUGCCCCGACGGCUCUGACGAGGCUCAGUGUCCUGACAUGGUGUGCGGAAAACGGCUGGCCAACUUCUACGGCAUGUUCGCCUCGCCCGAUUUCUUCCGGCCAAACCGCAGCACUGGCACAGACCUCUACUGCACCUGGUUCCUGGACACCCAGGACCCGAAGCCUCUGCUGCUGCGGUUGGACCUGCAGUUGGGAGCGGGCGACUCGGUGCGUGUGUAUGACGGCCUGGGGCAGCAAGCUGAGCGUCUGCUGCAGAGUCUCACACACCACAACAACCAGCGUUCAGCAGUGCUGGAGUCCUCGCAGGGGCAGAUGAGCGUCCUGUACCACGCCAAACCACACAGCCAGGGGCACGGCUUCAACGCCUCCUACCAGGUGAAAGGUUACUGUUUUCCGGGUGAGAUCCCGUGCGGUCCAGAUGAGGGCUGUUACUCUCAGCAUCAGCGCUGUGAUGGUUACUGGCAUUGCCCGAGUGGCCGAGAUGAGGAGGGGUGUGCGCUGUGUGCCCCGGGUCAGUACCCGUGCCAGGGGGCUGGAGGUGUGUGUUACUCGCCUCACGAGCGCUGUGAUAAUCAGAAACAGUGUCCAGACGGCUCGGAUGAGAAGAACUGCUUCUCCUGCCAGCCGGGAACGUUCCACUGCGCGACUAACCUGUGCAUCCUGGAGACGUGGCGCUGUGACGGGCAGGAGGACUGCGCUGACGGCAGCGACGAGCGUGAGUGCCAGGCUGCAGUGCCACGCAAAGUGAUCACGGCGGCGCUGAUUGGCAGCCUGGCGUGCGGCUUGCUGCUCGUCAUCGCCCUCGGCUGUGCUUUCAAACUUUACUCGCUCAGAACGAGGGAGUACCGAGCGUUUGAAACUCAGAUGACUCAGCUGGAGGCGGAGUUUGUUCAGAGAGAAGCUCCGCCCUCAUAUGGUCAACUGAUUGCUCAGGGUCUAAUCCCACCUGUGGAGGAUUUUCCUGCUUAUAAUCCUGCUCAGGCGUCUGUCCUGCACAGUCUCCGCUCAGCCAUGCGGAGACAGAUGAGGCGUCAUUCUUCCCGCCGAAUGGCAUCGCGCCGCAGACUGGGUCGCCUUUGGAGUCGUCUGUUCCAGCGUGGGAGUCGGCUGCGUGGUCAUAUCCUCCUCCUUACACCGCCUGGGCGCACACACACUCCCUCACAGACACACCCUCUGCCUUCUGGUCACACACACGUCAGCUCUCGGACUGGGAAUAACAGCCACUGUGCUGUGGAGGGGCAGAGCGGCGAGUGGGUGGACCUGCAGGCUCACGCCGAGGCGCUGUGCUUAGCCGAAAGCGGGUUGCCGGCGUCAUCACCCACAUCACCAGCCCUGCCACGCUCCACCUCAGACACGCUGGAGGACGAAGACGACGAGAAUGAUGACGAGGAUCGUAAUCGAGCAUCAGAUCUUAGGCCCAGAGAUGAGCGCAGAUCAUGUGGAGCUCCAUGUCGACCCUCACGUCUACCGUUUCAAUCACGUGUGUCCAGGAGGGUCGUCCAGGGACUCGCGGCAGAACUGGGAGCCACGCCAGUGACGCGCUACUCCAUACUGGGACUCUCUCCUCUGUCCACGCCUGAGUCUCUGACGUCAUCCAGCAGCCAGAAUGAGGACGAUAUGAAUUCACCGACACACACUGAUCCCUGCGCAAACACUCGCACUGAUCCACACACUGACCUUAACACACACUCAGCAGUUAGAGAUAAAAGUGUAAAGCGAAACGGGAUGCAAAGCGGACAAACGAGCAGUGACGAAGACGAGGACGAUGUUCUGUUCAUGCACUAGAGGGCCUUCUUCAUCCUCUUUUAAACUUUUUACAACUUUAACAGAAAUCUUGAUCACAGAGUGUGUGGAAAAGUUUAACAAUGACCAUUCAACACAGAAUACUUCAAUCAUGACAUCAUUUUUAUUAUAUACAUAACACUGUAGACUGAAUCUCUUUAUAUUUUGCAAAACAGAAAUAACUGUAGGUGCAGACAUGAGGAGUCAGGAAUGUGUGCAGACGUGGCCAGAGGAUCUUUGGGGGGGAUGUGGGCGUGGUCACAGUUUCUGCAGGAGCAUGUGGUAUGUGGUCAAACAGGUAGGUGAGUGUGGUCAAAAUUUCUGUAGGAUUGUGUGGGAGUGUACUAAGCGUUUCUGCAGGAACAUGCGAGGUGUGGUUACAGAAUGUGGAGGCAAGUGUGUGGGUUACGGUACCUGUUGGAGCGUGUGGAUGUUCUACAGUUUCAGAGUUCAGCAGUUUCUGAGUUCCUCCAGGAGCAUGUAGGUGUGUUCAGUUGGUGCAGGUAUAUUUGGGGGCGUGGUCAGUGUUUCUGUAGGGGCAUAUCGGUAUGGUCACAUUUUCUACAAGGACACGUGGGUGUGGUCAUUGUUUCUGCAGGAGCAUGUGGGCGUGGUGACAGAUUGUGCAGGGACAUGGCUGUGUGGUCAUAGUAUCUGUAAGAGCUUGGGGUCUGGUCGGUGUUUUUGUACGAGCAUAUGGAGGUGGGCAUUGUUUCUCCCGGGCCAUGUAGGCGUGGUCAAUGUUUCUACAGGUGCAUAUGGGUGUGGUCACGUUUUUUUUGUACGAGCAUAUGGAGGUGGGCAGUGUUUCUCCUGGGGCAUGUAGGCGUGGUCAGUGUUUCUACAGGUGCAUAUUGGGUGUGGUCACGGUUUGUACAGAUAAAUGUGGGUGUGGUCUGUUUCCGCAGGGACGUCUGUGUCUGGUUAGAGUUUCUUUAAGAGCAUCUGGGCGCUGAGUCCCAGUUUUUGCAGGGACGUCUGAGUGUGGUUAGAUGGUUUACAGAUGCAUGAGGGCGGGAUCAGAGUUUCUACAGAAGCAUGUGGGAGUGGUUAUAGUUUCAGGUGGGCGUGAUUAGCGUUUCUGCAGUUUUUGGCUCGGGAUUAAAAAGCACAGUCUUGUGCACAUUUCCCAAACAUGAACCUGAAUGUGGGAUGAACUAAAAUACGCACAUUUUUGAAAAUCUGCUUUACAAAUUAGAACCAGUGGAGUGCUCGUUCUCACUACACGUCUUUAUUCCCUGUAAGUCUUUACGAGUUUGAGGAUUGAAAUCCAGAUUAUAACGUAAAGAUGGAUAAAGUGUAUCAACUGUGCCCGAAGUGAUGUUUCAGGACUGAAGUUUUGUGCAAAACGGUUAAACGUGGUCACUCGUGGCCGUAAUUGCGGUGCGUAAGGCUCUCUUUUGGGGAGCAGAGAUCUCAGGGAUGUGUGUGCUGGUUUCUGGAAGAAUGUGUCAUUAUAUUUAUAUCCAUACUUGUGUCUGAUCAGCAUGUGGUGGUGAGAUGUUGUGAUUUGAGGAUGUGGUCAGUGUUAGUUUUCUGUAGGCAGCAGUUAGAAAUGGAUAAAUACCUCGGAGGAAGAAGGAGUGAGAUUAUAGACCUGAGCGCGCACACACACACACACACGCACACACACUGCAUUAUUUUAUUAAGGUAUUUGUUCUGACACAAGCUGCUUGUGAGAAGAGUUGUGAAAAAGUGGAAAGGUGAAAGAUUUUAUGGACUUAAGUAACGCCAUACAUACAAACGGGUGACGAAUUAAAGGAAAAACGCUGGCCCUGUUAUGAUCAAGGGGGUGUAUUUAUUUUUUCACCAUGAUCUGGCUCCACUUGUUCCCUUAGACUGAAGCGUCACUGCAAAUCAAUACAAAGUUCUUGUUUGAUGAAACAGUCCUCUCCUGGUGGGGGUGGUCUCUUCCUAGAUGACUCCGCCCCCCAUCCACAGUGCACGAGGGCUCACUGAAUGGUUUUAUGAGGAUUAAAAUGAUGUAAUAUCGUAUGCUAUGGCCUUCACACUCACCACGUCUCAACCCUGUAGAACAUUUCGGAAUGACGUGUUAGACAGCGCUCUCUCAACACACCAGGGGAAAAUCUUUCGGAAGAACGCUGUUCAUUGCUCCAGUACAGAUCCAGUGACUUGUAGAAUUGAUGCCACGGAGCAUUGAAGCUGUUCUGGUGGAUACUUCACGUUGUUUUUUCCUUUCAUUUGUCACCCUUCUGUAUAUCGUAUACCUCUGGGAUUUGAUUUUAUUCCACCAGGAGUGUUUUUGGAAGUAAAAAGGUGUGAAAGGUUGAGCAAUAAGGGACUUUAAACUGUGAGAGGAACAUCGUUCAUUUCUAUUUCCUGUUUAAUCUGGGGUUGUUAUUUUAGCCACAUCUUGGUGAUCUGAUGGUUAACUUUAAUUAUUUAGACUAAAUUAAAACGUUGGACAGGUUGUAGGAGGAUCCAGAGGCCCACUAAUGCUUACUGGUCACUUUUUUUUUUUUUUUUCAGUUUUGUCAGUUUAAUUAUUCCUGUACUAAUUUAAAGUGGUAAAAUCCCUUGCUGUUUUAAUCCUGGUCAGAUAACGUGCCAAUGCAGAGAGAGCUAUCAGAACAAAUACUGAAUGUGUCGUGUUUUUACAGCGAGAGGAAUUUGGAGUUAAUGUGCCAUUGGAGAGAUUGUGCGCUUUCAGAAACCACUGCUGCUAAGUUGCGUAAGACAAAGUAUCUACUUUUGUGGGUUUUUUUUUUCCUUGGCUCUUAUACGUAGAUUGUACUCAAAAACGUAAUUAAAACAUUUCUUCAAAAUAUUCGUUUUUCACUUCUUUAUUAUCUUUCAUCUGACAUUCAUCUGUCAUCAUUCAUAUCAAGCCUCUGGCUAGUAAGUAUAUCACUGCAGUGAUAAGAAAAAGUCUAACACUGUUUGAAAACAUCAGCUGCACUGUAUAUGCAGGUAACUCCUUCCUUCCAACGAGCAAGUGCAGAAAAUAAAUAUCAUUCAAAUUUUCCACUCAAAUAACCAGCGAAAACAAUUACUUCUGGUAAAAAAUCAUCCAGAACGUUUUUGACACUCCUAAGUAAUUUUUAGAAUUAAAGCAAAAUUUGUGAUCCAAGAAUAAUUUUCUUUUCCAGUUGCUCUUAGUAUUCAGAAAUUCCUCACAUGUGAAAACCAAAAAGCAUUUCACACAAUGGACAAAUGGUUUUGUCGGUGCCAAUAAUUCAUGAAUAUUUCAUGAAGAACAGACAAGCAGAAAUGGACGAGAGAUAACCUUUGAUUCUUUGAGUUU